AUGCAGUCAGGCCCCAAAAUAUUGUUCAAUUGGGUGCGAUCAUGCUUUGCAUGUAUUCCAACCCCGAGGCGUUCUUGGUCUAGUCGUUGGACACCAGACAAAAGACCGACAGCGCUUUAUUCGUCAACUAAGACUAUUACUGCCAGCAAUGGGCAAGAUACGGUUGCAAAUGAUCCAACCUCAACUGCAAGCUGGCCUAGUACACCAGACACAGGGCCGACUUCUCUCUAUCCAUCGAUAGAAGCCACCGAUGCCAAAAAUGGCCAAGAUCUGGUUGCUAAUGAUCCAACCUUAAUUGCAAAAACUCUUCUUCCUGAGAAGCUAUCUGGAAUCAUCGCUGUACAUGCUUUCUACUCGACUUCGAAUGGUGUUCAUGGCCACAAGGCACUUGUCGCAACCCAGUCAGAUACUGUGAUGCUCUUACAGCGAGUGGAUCUUGACGCGCUUCUUUCACACGGGCGCAUCAUGAAUCAACUGCAAAAUAUUGUUGGUGGACAGGCUUUCAAAGAGUUGUUGGAGUUUCAGGAGAAGCGUAUGGAUAUCCUUGAGCCUGUUUAUUGCGGUAUCCUACCAGAUGAUUUGCCAAUCGGAGUAGGCGAAGAGCUUUCGUUAGAGAAGUGUUCUCCAACGCUUUUUGCCCAUGUCAACAACUGUAUUCAUAUCUAG
Bipolaris oryzae ATCC 44560 is the source of this 666-nucleotide messenger RNA. RefSeq lists its product as uncharacterized. The transcript has 2 exons. The coding region runs from base 1 to 666 and encodes 221 amino acids. Lineage: Eukaryota; Fungi; Ascomycota; Dothideomycetes; Pleosporales; Pleosporaceae. The record is from RefSeq and is a predicted model, not a curated record.